AUGAUUCUCUUCUUCCCCGACUUCCCCCAAUUCGGAAUUUCGUAUGAUUCUCACUCUUCUCCGCGACUUCCCCCCCAAUUCGGAAUUUCGUAUGAUUCUCACUCUUCUCUUGACUUCCCCAAUUGGGAAUUUCGUAUGAUUCUCACUUCUUCACCCGACUUCCCCCAAUUCGGAAUUUCGUAUGAUUCUCCUCUUCUCACCCGACUUCCCCCAAUUCGGAAUUUCAUUUCGUAUGAUUCUCACUCUUCUUCCCGACUUCCCCCAAUUCAGAUUUCGUAUGAUUCUCCUCUUCUUCCCCGACUUCCCCAAUUCAGAUUUCGUGUGAUUCUCCUCUUCUUCCCUGACUUCCCCCAAUUCAGAUUUCGUAUGAUUCUCCUCUUCUCCCCGACUUCCCCCAAUUUGGAUUUCAUUUCGUAUGAUUCUCACUCUUCUUUUCUUCCCCAAUUCAGAUUAUUUAUGAUUCUCUCUCUUCUUCCCUUCCCCAAUUCGAAUUUCAUUUCGUAUGAUUCUCCUCUUCACCCGACUUCCCCAAUUCAGAUUUCGUAUGAUUCUCCUCUUCUUCCCCGACUUCCCCAAUUCGGAAUUUCGUAUGAUUCUUCUCUUCUUCCCCGACUUCCCCCAAUUCGAAUUUCAUUUCGUAUGAUUCUCACUCUUCUUCCCGACUUUCCCCAAUUGGGAAUUUCGUAUGAUUCUUCUCUUCUUCCCGACUUCCCCCAAUUCAGAUUUCGUAUGAUUCUCUCUCUUCUUCCCCGACUUCUCCCUUCUUCCGAAAUUUCGUAUGAUUCUCACUUCUUCUCCCGACUUCCCCCAAUUCGGAUUUCGUAUGAUUCUCAUGUAUCUCUCCCCGACUUCCCCAAUUCGGAAUUUCGUAUGAUUCUCCUUCUUCCCUGA
This is a messenger RNA of Acanthosepion pharaonis, 891 nucleotides long. Lineage: Eukaryota; Metazoa; Mollusca; Cephalopoda; Sepiida; Sepiidae. The record is from the annotation of a GenBank genome assembly.